UGGAGCGUCGCAGCAGCCGAGAGCUCCGGGAAAGUUUCUUUGGAGGUCCGGCCAGGAGCAGCCAUGUCCCACGGCCCUAAGCAGUCCCCCGCGGCAGCCGCGCCAGCAGGUGGCAAGGCUCCGGGCCAGCACGGAGGCUUCAUGGUGGCCGUCAAGCAAGAGCGCAGCGAGGGCCCAAGGGUCGGAGAGAAGGGACCCCAUGAGGAGGAGCCGGUGAAGAAGCGCGGCUGGCCCAAGGGCAAGAAGCGAAAAAAGAUUCUGCCUAAUGGACCCAAGGCACCUGUCACAGGCUACGUGCGCUUCCUGAAUGAGCGGAGGGAACAGAUCCGCACGCGCCACCCUGAUCUACCUUUCCCUGAGAUCACCAAGAUGCUAGGUGCUGAGUGGAGCAAGCUGCAGCCGGCGGAUAAGCAGCGGUACCUAGACGAGGCCGAGCGUGAGAAGCAGCAGUACAUGAAGGAACUGCGGGCGUACCAGCAGUCGGAGGCGUACAAGAUGUGUGCCGAGAAGGUCCAGGAAAAGAAGAUCAAGAAAGAGGACCCAGGCUCAGGGCUCAUAAACACCCUGUUGAACGGACACAAGGGCGGGGACUGUGAGGGUUUCUCCACCUUUGACGUCCCCAUCUUCACUGAAGAAUUCUUGGACCAAAACAAAGCGCGGGAGGCGGAGCUACGGCGCCUGCGGAAGAUGAACGUGGCAUUCGAGGAGCAGAAUGCGGUUCUGCAGCGGCACACACAGAGCAUGAGCAGCGCACGGGAACGACUGGAGCAGGAGUUGGCGCUGGAGGAGCGGCGGACGCUUGCGCUGCAACAGCAGCUGCAGGCGGUGCGCCAGGCGCUCACAGCUAGCUUUGCCUCGCUGCCGGUUCCUGGCACAGGCGAGACACCCACACUCAGCACCCUGGACUUCUACAUGGCUCGGCUGCAUGAUGCCAUCGAGCGCGACCCUGCCCGGCACGAGAAGCUUAUCGUCCGCAUCAAGGAAAUCCUGGCCCAGGUCGCCAGCGAGCACCUGUGA
Messenger RNA from Chrysochloris asiatica (Cape golden mole), 1017 nucleotides. It is a transcript of the gene HMG20B, whose product is annotated as high mobility group 20B. Lineage: Eukaryota; Metazoa; Chordata; Mammalia; Afrosoricida; Chrysochloridae. Gene Ontology annotation, cellular component: nucleus. Bases 64 to 1017 code for a protein of 317 amino acids. The transcript is spliced from 9 exons. The record is from RefSeq and is a predicted model, not a curated record. Gene Ontology annotation, biological process: regulation of gene expression.